Grosmannia clavigera kw1407 is the source of this 2259-nucleotide messenger RNA. RefSeq lists its product as uncharacterized. The transcript is spliced from 3 exons. The record is from RefSeq and is a predicted model, not a curated record. Bases 1 to 2259 code for a protein of 752 amino acids. Lineage: Eukaryota; Fungi; Ascomycota; Sordariomycetes; Ophiostomatales; Ophiostomataceae.
AUGGCUAUGAAGACCACCGUUGCUGAUGGCGUCCGCCGCAGCCUCCGACGACGUCACAAGAUGCAGAUGCUCAGUACCCUGAAGAUGCGCAAGCCCAAGUCAGCCACCAUCCUGGCCGCAGCCAGGAAGGCAAAGAACGAGCGCCGCCAGGCCACUAAGAAGCAACAACAACAGCAGCACGAAGGUGCAGGUGCCUUUGGCUGCUUUGCUGCCUCACCCGGCUCAACCACGUCGACGUGUGAACAUCCCAAGACGCCAAUGGCCGAUAUACAUGCGCAGACACUCUCCCUUCCGCAAGCUGGCAACACAGACGGUCAGCAUUACAUCUUCGGCCGCUACUUCGACGAGAACGAUCGGUCAGCUGCCGAUAUCCUGGCCACCCUUUACUACAGCGGUGUCCUGGAUGGCAAGUCGCCGGCAUCAUCAUGUCCCGGCAUUCGGGGCGUAUCUGGCUCUCCUCCCUUGUCUCCUCGGUCUGCUCUCGCCAUCAGCGGAGACAGCGUCAAGGUCUGCGAUGUGGCUCUGCCUAGCAUGCGGCAGACGAGCAUCAUGCUGAAGAACUGGCACGCGGAGUCCCAGAAGACCCGCGGCAUCAGCACGGUGGAUAUCGUCCACGACGAUAACACGGACGAUAUUGGUAGUAUGGACGUCGAUCCCGACAUGGACGGCGAGGCCGACUCAACCUACCCAUCGACGCCAGAGCUGUCGUCUGGUGGCAGCAGCGCGCGUUCCUCCUUCUCGACGGAGCCCGCCUCCGGCCACUGGAAUUCCCUGUUCAAGGUCUCCGAUGCCUCCAAGACCUGCAAGACCCCGUUUCCCAUGUCUCCUUACUCGCUCGUCUCGCGCGGUAUCUCUCCCGCGUCGCUGCCUCCUCCGGCAUACACGGCUGCCGAGCUGAAUACAGCCAGCGAGCAGAAGACAGCCCCGACUUCCUCAACUGUCACCACUGCUUCUCCCUACAGCGUCCUGCAAAAACAACCCUUCUCCACCUAUGAGCCAAGCUACUUCUCCUCGGAGACCCGCUCUUCCACGGCUGAUCGCGGCAUGCCAUCUCCGCCUCAGUCUCCCACCUACUCCGGCCGGAGAACCGAAUACUGCUUCCGCACUGGCCAUGUUGCCUCGCCGCCACCCACCUAUGAGGCGGCCAUGCAACAGCAGAAACAGCAACAGCAACAGCAAACCACCCCUUCUUUUCAGCAGACUUCUGUCCAGCAGCCCCCCUUCCAACAGUAUCAAUUUCAAAAUUACCACCAGCAACAACAACAACACCUUCCAUCGCCUCAUGAUGCUUUUGCUGCUUCCGCCUCGACUUCAACCCUCCGUCCGACCGACAACAUUGCCACGACCGUUGUGACACUCCCCUCUGCCGGGUUUUCCCGAGGGCCUCCGACGCCUAUAUCGCCUUUGGCUGGCCCCCACAAUCUCUACAACACGCACAGCCACCAAACCCUUCCGGCAGCGGCAACGUUGAUGGCACCGACAAUGGGCGCAACGCCUGGUGCCGACAGCAGCAAAAAGGAGCGGCAGCUCAGCCGUACAGGCGGGCUAUCUGGAAGGAAGUCUGGCGACACAUCGGUGCCGCGGCCACAUUGCAACGUCAAGUACGAGACGGCUGAGCUAGACUUUAUCAUGUACCAGCGCUGCACCAAGAACAGGGCUUGGGAUGAUGUGACGGCCUCGUUCAACGCUGCUCUGCCGCGCCUGCGCCAGUAUGCUGAAAUGGACUACCUGCGGAUGAGCGGGGCCAACGGUGUCAUGGGCAACCCAGUUGGCACGCCCGAUGCCAAAGCUGUCAUGGACCGCUACCGGCCGCGCCCAGAACGCACGACGCCAGGCCUGCAGGCAUCUUACUAUCGCCAGAGACUGGCUCUGCCGCUGCUCGACGAGGCUGGCCGUCUUGUCUUUGACAAACAGACCGGUAAGCAGAUCUUCACCGAGGUCAUGGUGCGUGACGACAAAAGCCGCAAGAAGAUGCGGCGUCUGAACAACGGCGUUGGAGUGGCUGGAAGCAAUGCCGGCAGCAGCAGUGUUUCCGCUUCUCACACAGCUGGAAAGGACGAUGCUCGCGUCCAUUUGGUACUCUACUUCCCCGAGCGUGUGGCCCACUACGACUACUGGUUCGUCACGGCCGAGGACAAGGCCCUUGCCCGGCAGCGAGCCUAUGACCGCAAUAUGCAGCGUGCCCAGCGCGGCCUUGCUGCCUGGCACCCUGGCAGCGAUGACCCGGAGACGGGCAUCCUCAUCCGCAACAAGGAGUAG